GCUAGAAAACCGAGUGAAGCAUGGGUGACUGGAGCUUUCUUGGGCGGCUGCUGGAGAACGCUCAGGAACACUCCACUGUGAUUGGAAAGGUGUGGCUGACCGUUCUCUUCAUCUUCCGCAUCUUGGUGCUAGGCGCAGCGGCUGAAGAGGUUUGGGGCGACGAGCAGUCCGACUUCACCUGUAACACGCAACAACCCGGUUGCGAGAACGUCUGCUACGACGAGGCCUUCCCCAUCUCCCACAUCCGCUUUUGGGUGCUGCAGAUCAUCUUUGUCUCCACGCCCACCCUCAUCUACCUGGGCCAUGUGCUGCACAUCGUUCGCAUGGAGGAGAAGCGGAGGGAAAGGGAGGAGGAGCUCCGGAAGGCCGGGCGGCACCAGGAGGACCACGAUCCGCUCUAUCGCCUCGGAGCCGCUGACGGGGGAGGAAAGAAAGAGAAGCCGCCAAUCCGCGAUGAGCACGGGAAGAUCCGCAUCCGCGGGGCAUUGCUGAGGACCUACAUCUUCAACAUCAUCUUCAAGACUCUGUUUGAGGUUGGCUUCAUCCUGGGACAGUACUUCCUGUACGGCUUCCGCCUGAGGCCGCUCUACAAGUGUGGCCGCUGGCCCUGCCCCAACACCGUGGACUGCUUCAUCUCCAGGCCCACGGAAAAGACAAUCUUCAUCAUCUUUAUGCUGGUGGUGGCGUGUGUCUCUCUGCUCCUCAACCUGCUGGAGAUCUACCACCUGGGCUGGAAGAAGGUCAAGCAGGGGGUCUCCAACGAGUUCGCCCCCGGCGGGGAGUCUCCGCCGCUGAUCGAGCCCGGGGACCCGGAGACGGUCCUCGAGUUCCCGCCGAGGCUCGACUGUUUGCCAGUGUACGCCAACGUGAACGUGGCAGGGGUUGGGGCUGAAGAGGGAGGAGCCUACAGUUCGACCGAAGCCUCCGCACCAGUAAUGCCCGCCAGAUUCAAGAUGGACGCCGCGUUGUUCCCCCCUGACGACUUCCUGUUGGAGGCGCUGCCCACGUCUUUUCAUGUUGGGAAAGUGAGUGAUGGGAGCCGCGAGCAGCUGAUGGAGAUGGAGCAGAACUGGAGCAACAUGUCGCUGGAGCUCCACAAUCCGGAUGGGAAGAAAUCCUCCUGCUCCUCGGCCUCCUACCCUCCUCCCUCUUCUCCCACAUCCGCCUCUUCCUCUCCCCGAGAGGAUACCGCCCCGCCACUUCCACACGGGGAGCAACACUCCACGUUUCCUACACUUCCGCGUCACACUCCCCUCUCUCCCCUCGCUCCGGAGGAGGCGGCAGCAGACAAGGACACCUCCCCUCAUACGGCCCCCCACGACAACUUCACCGUGGUUACCAAGGCGGAGAUGCAUCCGCCUCCCACUUCUGCCACAAGAGACGUCCCGAAGCCAAGUCGGUCCGGCAAGAGCGGCGGUGUCCGAGCUCGCCCUGAUGACCUGGCAGUGUAGAUAAAACACGCACACACCCUCUCACAUUCACACAACCAUGCAGACAUGCUGCCUACACACAGGAAACCUACACAAUCAUUCUUUUUUUCCCCACAUAUGCUUAAAAGCAUUAAACCACACGCACGCAUGUCCUCCAGUGAAAGACGAUCCUGCAAGGAAGAUGUGCAAAGCACAGACACAUUAGGCUGGAGGUGGCUGCUUACUUUAAAUAUUGUAAUGUCACAAAUAUGAACAAUAGGAGUAGGGACAGAAAGAGUUUGGCCAGACAUGGGCCCCUAGACUCGAAAGUGGGGCACUGCAGAAAUCUCCUAGCAACACACCUGGGGUCAUUUCUGAGAACAGAGAGUUGAGCGUGCACAGAUCUCUAUAACUCUAUCCAACGUUUAACAACAUUUAAAAGGUAUCAUGCUUCUUUCUGGAAGGAAGGAAAAUGGAAAAUAAAUGAAUGGCGGCUGUUUCCCCUGGCCUCCAGUCUUUAUGCUAAGCUAACAGACUUGUGGCACUGGCUCCUUAGUUAGGGAUCAGAUUCUAGCAAAUUGUCAAAUUCUGUAAAACUGUUAAGUUGAACAUACAAUCAACACUAAGGGUCUCCAACAUCUCCAGAGGAUGCAUUAUAGCGGCUACAUUUUUUUUUGGAAGUGUAGAGGCAGCAAUGCUACAUUCUUUUAUUUCCAUCUAUCUUCCAUUUAUCUUUGAUCCGAGGAGAGGUUUGCACAUUUUUUUUCUUUCUCCGUCACGUGAUGAUGGAGCUGACCGGUCGGUGGUGUCACGUUGGGUGUGUCCGUGUGCGCUCAGCCCGCCUGUAGUUUCAAUGAAGAGAGGGACGUGGUGAGGAGAGCGGUAAAGUCCCACACCGAGACAUGCUAUAGUCCGUAGGGUUCACAGGCUGUGUGUGAGUGUGUGUGUGUGUGGGUUACUUUUAUCUUGUUUUAGUGUUUACACAAUGACAUCUCUGCAGUUGCAUCAGGGCAAACUAUAUAAAGUAUAUAAAUAUGUAAAUACAUAAUGAUUGAUAGUGUUAACAGGCACCACAGGAUGUUAAACAGACCUACCUGCAUUUAAAAAAAGUUUCUGGUCAAGCUGCAAAUUUAGAGCGACUUUUACAGAGAAAAAGUGAGUUUUUUUUCUGGCACUGGCCCCACGGGUCACUUUAUGCAAAACUCCUGUAUUAGACGACUCAAGGUAAUUUGCUAAAAGAAUACUUAAUCUAUAUUUACAGUAGCGCUGCAGCUUGAACAGAGCAUAAAAAAUCAGUACGCUUCUUUCUGAUGCUUGAGUUUGCAGUGUGAUACAGAACUGUUGAGUUCCCCCAAGCUGUUCGCUAUAGGAGGACUCCUAAGUUCUUUUCUAGACUAGACUAGCUGUAGAUUAUACAGUAGCUUUUAGAUUUUUAUUUUGAAAAAGAAAAAAGAAAGCAAUAUGAUCCAAAAGAAGUGCUAACUUGUAUUUCUCUGUCAGUUCUUAACAGAAAUCCCACAUGUUUCCGUUCUUCUCAAUAAUUCCUGCCAAAAACAAAAGGCAAAGAGUAAAUGGAUGAUAUGAAUUCCCUUCCCUGCAGGCUUGAUUUAUCAAAUUAUAUAUAAAUAUUUUCAUUCAGGAAUAAAAAUAUACCCUUUUAGACAAGUUAACAAAGCAGAGUGGUGCUAAGGAUUUGUAUAUUGUUUCUCCCUCUACAGAAUACUAGUGGAUAAUACUUAAAAUAAUACUGCUAAGAUGGUAGUAAAAGGGCUACUUUUAUAUCACCUGUGCCUAAAUAGCAUUUGAGCACAGCGUGCACAAACCACCAAAAGAAAGUGAGUGAGAAAGUAAGCUAUUUUUUUAACCAUAUCUCACAGUCUUGGUGCUUUCUGUAGUCUUGCUCAGGUCGGGUUAACUGUUUUACCAGCAGGUAAGUAACCCAUGACAUUGUCUCAUAAGUUCAUUCCCCUCAGAAGACUAUAAUGCUGCAUGAGUCCGAUGUAAGAGGGACUCCGUUAAUGUUUCUCUCUGAAAUAAAUCUACGUACUAAAAAUGCAUUCAUGGCAAUUUGAAACGUAUCAGCGAAAUAGUGAAUUACAAGUAUUGGGCUAUUACAGCCUAUGCCAAAAUAAAUUAAGGUACAGCGGAAUGUUAUUAGCAGAGAUACCAACUUCUUAAUUGCUAAUUGCAAACUGGCAUCCUCCAUGUUUUCAAGUUAUUAAAAUAAUAUUUGGGUAGAUUUUAUCCACUCUUUAUUCUAACAAUCUGCUGGCCCUGGCUUUCUAAUGGAAAGAGAUACAAGAGUAGUGACUAUUCCUUUAACAUAUCCAUCGGAUUGUUUAGUUAGGUACGUCGACAGAUUUUUCUCCAUGCAUUUUAGAAAGGCCAUCACUAUAUAUAGCAUAUGUAUAGUGGCAAACUAAUAGCAAAACGUUUGACGCAUAGCUUGGUUCUCGGCAGAACCAUCCCCUUUCCCCUUAGACUGAGAUAUGCUACCUGUUCUCUAAAAGUCAAAGGUUUUUAAGUCAUACAACAUUGUUCCCACUGUGACGUUAGCUUGGAUGUAGUCACAUCUUAAGGUAGCUUGACACUCGCUAAUGUACAGCUAACGUUAAGCUAACACUACAUGAAGAGCAGUUGGCUUAACGUUUGUGCCUUCGAUAUUACGUUUGUACUUUUUAAAGAGAUUUGUAAAACAAGGACGCAUUGGUUGGUUGCAGACAUAGUUUAUAAGAGCACGUAAAUUAUCGUUAGCAGAAAAUAAUCACGGCUAAAGUUGCUUUUGUUCAAAAAGAACUUUUGAUGCAGUAUAUUUGGAUGUACACAAUGUUUGACAUUGUGAACAGAUAGUAGUCCCAGCCAAAGGUUGAUCCGUAUUUUAAUUUCCUAAUUUGAAAGUGUACGAUUUCAAACUUGUCAUGAAUGCAACCGUUUAACUUCUAACAACCAAAUGGAUUGUUUGCGGUUACAUGUACUAAUGUACAUGUGUCUUAUCAAACCAAGGUGCCAAAUAGACGACUUCAGCUCACUACGGCAGCUGAAGCCCUUAAUAUUAUUUAUUUAUUUUGUUAGGGAAGAACUUAUUCGUUGUGAUGUGUAAGAUGUGAUCAAAUAUAUUUAACUAACCAAAAAUAUUCGUGCCAAAAAUAUCACUACAUGAAAGAAAGGGAAAGGACAACUAAAAUAAGCGCUAAAAUAAAGACUCGAGCGUCGUCUCUAAAAGAGAACAAGGUUCAUUUUAUUCACUUCUAUAGCCAAAAAUGGGUUUCACAACCUUGUUGUACCAAGCUGUUCUUAGUACCUUUGAUAUGUAGAUAAAGAGUUGCACAGUUAGUUAUAGGCCACAAGUUAUUAGGAAUAGAAAACAUAAAGGGUGUCCUUGGAGGAGGGAUAUUAACACAUUUUUGUUUAUUUUUGGGAGCAACCCGAUCAAAUUGGACUUGGACUGGACCAGAAAUGAAUCCAAAGAAAUUUAUCUUUCAUGUCCUGAACUUCGAUUGAGAGACUUUUGGCUAUUCUGACGUUUACACCCCGGAUGUGCCACGGAUCAGAAAGUAAUUCCGUGAAGGGACACAAGUCGUUGUGUGAUGGGGUUGCCAUGGCGCCUCGACAUGCCACUAUCACUCCCGUCGUAAAGCGACUGUCUUUGAAGAGAAGUGCCUUGCGUCUGAACUUUUUCGUUAAGGAACAUGUUGAUGUAAAUGUUCAUUUACCUCAGAUGUUUACAGAAUUGUUACUGAAUAAACUUUUU
Pungitius pungitius (ninespine stickleback) is the source of this 5160-nucleotide messenger RNA. Its product is annotated as gap junction alpha-3 protein-like. Gene Ontology annotation, molecular function: gap junction channel activity. Gene Ontology annotation, biological process: cell-cell signaling. Gene Ontology annotation, cellular component: connexin complex. The transcript has 3 exons. The record is from RefSeq and is a predicted model, not a curated record. The coding region runs from base 21 to 1451 and encodes 476 amino acids. NCBI's taxonomy places the organism in Eukaryota, Metazoa, Chordata, Actinopteri, Perciformes, Gasterosteidae.